GGGGAAAAAAAAAACCCGUCUUCUUCCUUGCUCGUCUCGCACCUCUCUCCCUCUCGAUCGAACGAACCGACACCUCCGCACCACCACCCCACCACCAACCCGUGCCCACGCACGCUAACGUGAACCGCGACGAAAUCUCAAAAAAAAUUUCGCGUCAAAAUUCCUCCUCCUCCCCGAAUCCCCCCCAAAUCCAAACCCCCAGAUUCCCUCGCCAUUUUUCCACCCGCGGGAGGAGUCCUCAGAUCUCUCUCCCCCCCGCCGCCGCGGAUUGGCACGCGGCCACCGAGAUCCUUCGGUUCGUGAGCGCAGAUUUGGUUCGGGGGUUGGUCGUCGCGCUGGGGGCUAGGGUUUGGCGGAAUUGAUGCUGCCUACCAGUCUUGCUUGACCCGCUCCCGGGGAGAGAUCUCGCCGCAUGGAUCGCAAGGGCGGCGGCGGCGGUGGCGGGAACAGGAACCGCACUGAUCUCCUCGCUGCUGGGCGUCAGAAGCUGCAGCAGUUCAGGAAGAAGAAGGAGAAGAGGGGUCCUGGUAAGAAGGCCGAAGCCAAGGCGGAUGCGGCGGAGGCUGAGGAGGGCUCGUCGAAGUCGGGGGCAGACGCGGAGGAGGCCAUGCCGGAGCCGAAAUCUCCCGUUGGAUUGAAGUUGCUCGCCGGUGAGGGCGGUGCUAGUCAUCGCACGCCGUUUGAGGAAGCGGCGAGGUCGCAGGUGGAGCAAUGCAAUGGGCAGGGGCCUGAUACCGCGGAGUCCUGCGAUGUGGAUAAUGCCGAUGUCUUGCCUGUACAGGAGGGUGGUGAUGGUGGUGGUAAUGCACAGGAUGUAGGUGUAAGUGAACAUGGCAGUUUAGAGCAUGUAAACCCUGGACCAGGUGAUGGCGAAGGUGCAACGAUCCCGGUUACCGGUGCAGAUGGUUCUGGCCUUCUUAUAGAAGGAGCUCAGCCAGUGGAGAUGGAUGUUGAUGAGAAACUGCCAGAUAAUAGUUUAAAGGAAAACACGGAGCUGUGCACAUCUUCCCAAGGUGACAUAGCUGAUGAUAAUGGCGACAGCCAAGCAGAGGAACACCAGCAGGUGGAGAUGUACCCUGUUGAGAGGCCGACCAGUUCUGAUUCCAAAGAAAUUACAGAUAUCAUUGGUCACUCUCAAGACAUUGGAGCUGGUAAUACUAAUAAGGGGGAAGGAAGGGCUAGAGAAACGGAGAUUGAUGUUUCUGGGAUGCCAUCUGGUGCUGUGGUAGAGUGUGAAGGAGAAUUGAAUGUUAGAGCUUCACAUGAGGCUUCUGAGAGUACUUCAAGAGAAGACACUGACAAGGAAGCUGAUGCACUGGGGGAAGAAGCUGCUGUUCAAGAAGAUCCAGGUGUGGCAAAUGCUACAGAGGGAGUUGUCACGGUAGAUGAUUUGAGUUUACAUGCUAAGUCAAUUGGGGCAGUCUCUCUUCCUCCGCAUAAGGAGAUUGACCAAGCUUUACUUGCACGUGAUAUAUCACAAGACAUGGCGCCAUACCAUUUAGAGGAUAUCCAGAGGCAUCUCUACUUGGCAACUAUGUCAAGGGAUUUUCUCCAGCUGCAGAUGGAUGAGAGUGCAGACCUGAAUACAGAUGAUACACCACAGUCUUCUAAUGAAGUCAUCAAUCUCCAGGUACUACUAGAAGAGACUGAAAAAAGCAAGCUAGCUGUCUGUGAAGAGCUUCAGCAAUGUAGACAUGAGCUCUCGGACAUGAAUACUGUGAAGGAAGAACUUGAACUAACUGUAGCUUCUCUGACAGACAGAAUCAAUACUAGCAACAAUAAAUGCGAACAUCUGGAGUUUGAGUUACAGUCCUCCAAGGAGAACACACAACAAAUUCUGAAUGAGUUAGCUGGUUGCAGAGCAAUGCUGGAAGCUCUACAGAAGGAGAACCUGGAGCUAACUGCGACUCUUACUUUUGAGAAAGAAGCUAGAAAGGAAGUUGAGGAGCAGCGGGAGCAUCUGUGUAGUGAAAACAAAAGGGUUUUGUCAAAUCUGUCUGACCUUGAACUUAGUUUAGCUUCUUUGAAAGAGGAAAUGAAUGAUGGCAGUAAUAGAUGUGCAGAUUUAGAGUGUGAACUGCGUUCCACCAAGGAGAACAUGGAACGUACUUUGGUUGAAUUAGCAAGUUGCAGGAAUUCGUUGGAAACACUGCAAAAUGAUAAUUUGGAGUUAUCUGCAAAUUCUUCCUUUGAAAAAGAAGCAAUCAAGAAACUUGAGGAGGACAAUUUAUGUCUAUCUAAUGAAAAGCAGGGCCUUUUAUUAGAUUUGUCUGAAACAAAGGAGGAGCUGCAUCUUUCAUAUGCCAAACAUGAGCAUCUUGAGUCGCACGCCAGAGAUAUGGAAACAUACUUUGGACAACUUACGGAGCAAUUAAUUGAAGAAAAUAUUUACACAAGUACCAGCGUCGAUAUUUAUCAAACUAUAACCAAAGAGUUGUAUGCUAAGUGCAAUGUUGUGCUGGGUGAAGCCCGGAAUGCACAUCAAGACAAUGAGGCCUGUCUGGACUCAUCAGAAAUCAUUGUUGAAAAUGUGGAAAGAGAAACCACAAGUCCUGAAUUAAUUGGACAUGAUGAUAAUCAGCGUCCGCUUCUAGUCGCUGAGAAUGACUCAUGUAACUCUACUGCUUUACAGUCACUGAAAGGCCAUCUGAAGGUCGCUAAAGGUGAUUUGCGUGACCUUCAAAAGUUAGUAGAGAGGAUUUCUUCUCGGUCUGAUGGACGUGUGCUGGUAUCAAAGCUCAUUCAGUCCUUUGAGUCAAAAGGAAAUCAGGAAGAUCUUGGGAUGUCUGAGGGAGAGCAUGACAAUUUAAGAAAAUUAACUCAGGAGAUGAUAUGCCGCCUUGUGGAGAAGUUGAAGGCUAUGACGUCAGACAUUGCAAAGACAGAAGAAUAUGUGGCUGAGCUGUGCAACAGAAUAGAACUUUCUGUGAAGUUUAUGUCACAGCAUGAAGCAGAAAUAGAGCAUACUGCAGUUCUUGUGGCCAAAAUGGAUGGGUUUGCUGGUAAGCUGAGCAACUACAAGGACACAAUUGAUCAACUGGUUAGUCAAGUUGCUAAUGUACACCAGGAUGCAGAUAAUCAUGCUGGAAGGCUCAUUGAUCAAGCAGAACUUUUGCAGAAUGAUGUGACUGAAAGGAUUUCCACUCUUGAGAAGGAAAGGACGUCCUUGACAGAUGUGCUCAUGGAAGUAACCGAUAAGCUCAGCGCUUUGAGUAAAAAUGCACUUCCUAGUGAUUUGGGUGGGAGUGAAGGUCUUGGCUCUCUUGCUUUGAGUUCUGUGGAAUGCGCUGCUAAGUUAGUUCAAAAUCUUCAGGAGAAACUAGAGCAUGCUCAAACUGACAAUGCUAAGCUUAAUGCUUCUCUGGUGGAGCUCAAAACUGCACACUCUGAUGUUCAAGAAAGGAGUAAACAUGCACAUGGAAUUGUCAAGAAAAUGUACAUUUCCCUGCAGGAACUUCUAUUCAACUCAUUGGGAAAUCCAGAUGAAUCAGGUGUCGAAUACAAUGCUGAAGAACCAAUAGAAGCUCUUUUUAGUCAAUAUGGAGACAUUGUUGAGCAUUUGAAGAGUUUAUUGCACGAGCGGCAAUAUUUGCUAUCAAAGAAUACUGACCUAGAGUCAAGAUUGUUGAGCAAAUGUGAAGAAACUGAAGCUCUCAGCAGUUCUCUGACAAAAAGUAUGAACGAUUUUAGCUUGCUGAACGAGGAGCUUAAAUCGGUUUCUACAAGUAGAAUUGAAGCGCAGGAUGAACUGCAUGGUAGAUGCCUCGCUAUAGCAGAAAAAAUGGUUCAUCGUUCCACAAGCCAUUCAUCAACAGUACUUUCUUCGAUGGAAAUGUCCAGCAAGGCAAACCAUAUUCUUACUACAUUAUUGCCAUGUAUUGAGGAGGGUGUGGCUUCAUACAUUGAAGAAUUUGAAAAUAUGGCAGAAGAAAUCCGCUUAUCAAAGAUCUGUUUGCAAGAAAGCAAUAUUAUUGGCCAAAGUUCAUCUGAAAAGUGGUCAGUGUCCUUGCCUGUGUUGAUCAAAGAGGAAAUUGUACCCAUAUUUUUUGACCUGCAGGGUAGAAUUGAUCAGCUCAGCACGUUAAACAUUCAGCUAGAAACUGAAGUUCCAGUCCUGAGGGAUGGCUUGACAAAGCUGGAUAGUGCUCUCGAAACUUCACGUGCUGAACUUCAGAAGAAGGUUUUUGAACUUGAACAAUCAGAGCAGAAACUUUCUUCUGUCAAGGAAAAGCUUAGCAUCGCUGUUGCAAAAGGUAAGGGAUUGAUAGUUCAGCGGGACAGCCUUAAGCAGACCCUGUUGGAAAAGUCUGGGGAGCUUGAGAAGCUUGCACAUGAACUGCAGUCAAAGGAUUCAUUGCUGAUAGAGUUGGAAGCCAAGAUCAAGUCCUAUGCGGAUGCAGAUCGAAUUGAAGCUUUGGAGUCAGAGCUCUCUUACAUACGGAAUUCAGCCACUGCUUUAAGGGACUCAUUCCUCCAAAAGGAUUCUGUUCUUCAGAGAAUUGAAGAAGUGUUAGAAGAUCUAGAUUUGCCAGAGAAUUUUCAUUUUAGAGAUAUAGUAGAAAAAAUAGAACUUCUGUCAAAGAUGGCUGUUGGUGCUUCUUUUACUGUACCUGAUGGUAAUAAACAAUCAUCUGUGGAUGGGAAUUCUGAGUCUGGUGCGGCCAUUGAUAGUAUAAAUGAUGAACAAAACUCAAAUUCAAAUUCAGGGGCAGAAGAAAUAAAAAUAAAAUACGAUGAGCUACAUAGGAGAUUCUAUGAACUUGCUGAGCACAAUAACAUGUUGGAACAAUCUCUAGUGGAGAGGAACAAUCUUAUACAGAAAUGGGAAGAAGUCCUUGGUCAGAUUAGCAUCCCCCAGCAGUUCAGGAUGCUUGAACCGGAAGAUAGAAUAGCUUGGUUGGGAAACAGGCUACUGGAGGUUGAGCAUGAAAGAGAUGCAUUACAUUUGAAGAUUGAGCACCUUGAGGAUUCCUCUGAGAUGUUAAUUUCUGACCUAGAAGAAUCACACAAAAGGAUUUCUGAACUAAGUGCAGAGAUAGUUGCUGUAAAGGCUGAGAAGGAAUUCUUCUCACAAAGCCUGGAGAAACUGAGAUUUGACUUCCUUGGACUCUCUGAGAAAGCUGUUCAGGAUGAGUUUGUCAGAGAUAAUUUGCGGAAAGAUCUAGCUGAACUGCAGGAGAAGUUAGCUGAGAAGACUGAGGAGAGCAAGCUUUACCAUGAUAUGGAAAUGGAGAUAAAAAAACUUAUGGAUUUAGUACGAGAUGCAUUGCAGGAUGACAGUAAUACUGAAAUCCCAUCGGGUGCUGGUGUUGGUGCUGCUGUGUUGUGCUUGGGUAGUCUGUUGAGUAGACUUAUAGAUGGCUAUAAGACUCAUUUGUCAGAAUCAACUGUUCGCAGUUCUGCGGAGAUGGAAACACUCUCGGAAACCAAAAUAUCUAAAGAUGCCUCUACAUCAGAGAGGGGUAUGGAGGAAAAAGAGAUGGCAUUGAAUACUUUGAGUGGUGAGUUAGAACACACUCGCAAUAGUCUGGCCUUGGUUGAGCAACAACGUGAUGAAGCUGUGGAGAAGACACAAUUACUAACAAUCGAACUGGAGACUCUACGUGCUCAAAUAGACCAGUUGCAGGGAGAUGGUGCCGAACAGAUGAAUAGGUACCAAUCUCUUAUGCUUGAACUAGAAUCAAUGACUAAGCAGCGUGAUGAUCUGCAAGAGAAACUGGGUCAGGAGGAGCAAAAAUGCACCUCAUUGAGAGAGAAACUAAAUGUUGCUGUAAGAAAAGGGAAGGGCCUGGUGCAACAUAGAGAUAGCCUGAAGCAAACUAUGGAAGAGAUGAACACUAUGAUAGAAAAACUAAAAGUUGAAAGGAAACAACACAUCGAAUCACUUGAAUCUGAGAGAUCUUCGUUGAUGGGUCGAUUAGCUGAGAAUGAGAAGAGCUUGCAUGAUGCAACCCAAUAUCUGAGUAGAUUAUUAAAUUCUCUGAGUACAGUGGAUAUUGGUAGAGAAUUCGAUACUGACCCAAUCACCAAGGUUGAAAAUUUUUCGAAAUUUUGCCUUGACCUACAAAAUGAAGUGAAGAAAUCGAAGCAAGCAACAGAGCUGCUUCUGGCUGAGCUAAAUGAAGUUCAUGAAAGAGCUGACAACCUGCAGGAUGAACUGGUCAAAGCAGAAGCUGCACUGUCGGAAUCAUUUAAGCAGAACAGUGUUGUAGAGUCUGCUAGAGCUGAUGCCGUUCGCCAUCUUGAACGUAUUAUGCAUAUGCAGUCACAGACAAAAAGGAAACAGAUAGAUCAUUUGAUGGAGCUGAACUCCACCAGCAGUCAACUAAGAGAGAUCUUCUCUGAACUUUUACAUCAUCUUCUCAACACUUUCAGUAAGGAUGUGGACAUUAUCAACUACAUGGAGAGCUUUGUGAAAUCUUCUGAUAAAUGGAUGGACAGCACGAGUAUGGUGGAGAUACCCAUCACAUCUAAUCAUCAUUUGUCAAAUAGCAUAAGCAGCAAGAUGGCUCAUAUUCCAAAUGUUCCACUGAAAAUUACGUUGGACAAUGCCGAUGAAACCCAGAUUUUGCAUCAUCUUGCUACUGCAUGCCAUGCUGUAGCUGAUUGUGUAAAUGACUGCAAUGAUCUCAAAAGUAGGAUUCACGAGCAUGGUUUUUCAGUUGACCGGAAAGCUGCCGAUCUGUUCAAUGUUAUGUCCAACUUGCAGAACAAAUUUACUUCUCAAAAUACUGAGUUGGAAUCUUUGAGAGAGAAUAUUAUUGAAUUACAGUCAGAGAUCAAACAGAGAGAUGAGGAAAUUUUGUCAAUGCGCAGAAAUUUGAGUUUGCUUUAUGAAGCAUGCACUAGUUCAGUUUCUGAGAUUGAAGGGAUGACUGGUAUUGAGUCUGGUGACCAUAGUUGUUCUGUUGUGCAGAACCAUUUAUCUGCAGAUGACCAUAUAAAAUCAGUAGUUAAUCAAUUAGUUGCGGCCAUAAAGACUACUCAGAACAGUAACGAAGGCAACACAAAGGAACUAAAGGCCACUGUUCUUGAAUUGCAGCAGGAGCUUCAAGAAAAACAUAUCCAAAUAAGUACAAUCAGUGCAGAACUUGCAUCUCAGGUAAAGGAAGCUGAAUCUUCUGCGAAGCAGCUAUCUGUUGAGCUUGAAAAUGCUAGAAUGGAAAUCCACAACUUAGAGAAACACUCUGAAAUGUUGCUUAAUCAGAAGAAGAAUUUAGAGACUCAAGUAAGCGAGCUUAAAGAUAUGGAGGCAGUGGCACAUGAUCAGCAUGGAAGAAUAAAGGACUUGAGUGAUGAACUUAGCAAAAAAGACCAAGAGAUUGAAGGUUUGAUGCAAGCACUUGAUGAAGAAGAAAGGGAGCUUGAGGUCUUGGAGAACAAAAGCAAUGACUUAGAGAAAAUGCUUCAAGAAAAAGAAUUCGCUUUAAAGAGUCUUGAAGUUUCUAGGACCAAAGCCUUGACAAAACUUGCAACAACUGUUGACAAGUUUGAUGAGUUGCAUAGCUUGUCUGAAAGCCUUCUUGCUGAAGUGGAAAACCUACAGUCACAACUGCAAGAGAGAGAUUCAGAGAUCUCUUUUCUGCGGCAAGAAAUCACGAGAAGUACCAAUGAACUGCUAACAACUGAAGAGAGCAACAAGAAGUACUCAUCUCAGAUAAAUGAUUUUACUAAAUGGUUGGAAACUGCACUAUUGCAGUUUAGUGUACACUGUGAUAGCACGAAUGAUUAUGAAUGCACUCAAGUUCCUGUAUAUAUGGAUAUGUUGGAGAAGAAAAUAGGAUCUCUGAUAUCUGAAUCAGAUGAAUUAAGGGUGACCCUGCAAAGUAAAGAUUCUUUAUUACAGGCUGAGAGAACCAGAAUGGAAGAAUUGCUGCGUAAAUCAGAGGCUCUUGAAUCUUCUUUGAGCCAAAAAGAUUCUCAGAUAGGGUUGCUUCGUCGAGACAGGACAUCAGGCCAACCUAGCAGAUUUAUAAACUUGCCAGGCACUUCAGAGAUUGAGCAAGUGAAUGAAAAAGUAAGCCCAGCUGCGGUUGUCACUCAGAUUCGAGGGGCACGAAAAGUCAAUACCGACCAAGUUGCUAUUGAUGUAGAGGUGAAGGACAAGCCAUUAGAUGAUGAAGAUGAUGAUAAAGCACAUGGUUUCAAGUCACUGACGAUGUCACACAUUGUUCCAAAGUUCACUCGACCUAUAUCAGAUAGGAUUGAUGGAAUGUGGGUCUCAGGAGAUAGAUUGCUCAUGAGACAACCAACAUUGAGACUUGGCGUUUUGCUAUAUUGGAUUGUGCUGCAUGCAUUGCUUGCUAGUUUUAUUUGAAGAUUAUAUGUAAAGCUGUAGUGAUCUCCUUUGGUGAGCUACUGUACAGUAGUAUGUCUAUACUCCAUAGCAAGCUACACAAAGAAAGUAGUCCGCGCUAAUGUUGUUGAUUCUUUUGGAUACGUUACAAGGAUACUCGUAUUGGCAGCUGCGAAUCAACUUCAGGUUGUCUUCGAGAUGCAUUUGUCCUGCCUCAGCUGGAAUAGAGAACUGAAGAAAGCAGCAGCAGCAGCGGCAAAGAUCCCCUCUGUAAAUACUCUCAUUUUUGUUUGCUCUAUUCUUUGCUUUUAGAAAGAUGUAGGGCAUAAUUUUGAAUGGUAGUAGAAUCUACAUUAUACGUAACAGCUUUACAGAAGAAUGACAAGUAGUUCUCAAAGUUUUAGGGUAUUGGGAUGGUAACAGCUUUUCCCCCACUUUGAAAGUUGGCUCCCUGUAUUCUCUCUCUCUACCCAAUAUUUUUGUUUACAUGUGCAACACAGCAAUUAUUUCAUUAUUAUUAUUACCACACUGACCUGCCAUGGGGAGCUUUCAUGUUUU
Messenger RNA from Oryza sativa Japonica Group (Japanese rice), 8854 nucleotides. Its product is annotated as trans-Golgi network-localized SYP41-interacting protein 1. NCBI's taxonomy places the organism in Eukaryota, Viridiplantae, Streptophyta, Magnoliopsida, Poales, Poaceae. The record is from RefSeq and is a predicted model, not a curated record.